AUGCCUUCUUAUAGGCUCUCAAGAGUAAUACACAUAAGAGCCGGAAUAAAAAAAAAGUCUAGUACAAACGCGGAAUCCAAUCUCUAUUCUAGUACAAAAAAAGAAAAAACCCGAGAAGAAGUAGAACAAAACCCCUCAUAUCAGUUCCAUUUCCUCCCUUUUUCAAAGGUGUUUACUCAAAUUGAAGAAGCUCAGCGAGAUUCCGAAGCUUGGGAUCAAUUUCAUGCCCGCCAUUCUACCGGCAAGUUCUUCAAGCUGUUUGUUAGACUGAAGGAAGCUAUAAGCAUUGCCUAUGGAUUAGUGUGUCGAAUAUCAGCUGAACUUCUAGAUUAUUACUGCUUCGUCACAUUGAUAUUCACUUUGUCAGCCUUGCCCCUCGACAGGAUGCCUAAGGCCAUCAAAGAGUGCUUUGAUAUUUUAAAGCCAGGGGGCAUGCUUUUAUUUAGAGACUACGGGAUUUGUGAUAUGACUAUGCUUCGAUUUGAUCCUCAACAAAGAAUAGGAUAUAGAGAGUACUUGCGGUCAGAUGGAACACGAUCUUAUUUCUUCUGCUUGGAUACUGUUAGAAGUUUAACUUCUGCUGCCGGUUUCAUUGAGGUUGAGCUUGAAUACUGGUGUAUCAAUGCAGUAAAUCCGCGGAAGGGAAAGACGAUGAAAAGAGUAUUUGUUCACGGAAAGUUCCGGAAGCCUGCCCUCAACUAAAAUCACCCAUACACAGUUAUCUCUCUCACCCUCUCUAUUUACUAAACAAUAAGGGUCCGUUUGGUUGCACUGAUAGGCCUAGAUAUUGCCUCCUAUCGGACUCUAUCCAACUGUUUGGUUGCACUGAUAUACUAACGUACUGACCCGGGGAAAAAAUGUUAACCCGGUAGCAUUUACGAUAGCUACCUGCACUUCAGCGUAUAUGGCUAACAAGGGAUUUAUCAGCGAUAGCCCUCAAUCUCAAUGUUCCCGUUUGUCGAAAUUCACCAGUCACCAUUAUACCCCUCCAAUUCAUCCAUCAUUUUUGAACCACAAGCUGCUGCGAAAAAAAAUUGGCUGUCCUCGAACGAAUUGUGCCCACCGCCGUCGACAACUUUAGGUUGAAAUAAUUGAACCUGGGCUCGAUUCUCAGUUCAACCCCAUGGCUAAUGAAGAGGAAUUUCGCAAGGUUGCCCGUAGGCGUGAGGAGAUGACAUCCGUCUUGAUUUUUGCUAGAGGAGAUAUUAAGGAACUACCAAAUUAAUAUGUUUGCCGUGUUGAAGAUGCGAUGGGGUAUACUCCGGUCCGCAAGUUUCUACCCAAUUGAGGUACAAACGGGCUUGAUUAUCGCAUGUUUCCUACUUCACAAUUUCAUUCGUAGUCAAAUGCCGAUUGAUCUGAUCGAGACGGAGUUGGGCAACCAAGACGACAAUGAGGCCGAAACGGAUCCUGAACAAGCGGUUGGUGACCAAGAGGUUGGUGAUCAUAUCAACUGUGUGGAACCUUCGGGAAGGAGAACAACACAAGACGUACCUGAGUAGGUCACGAUGAAACGGCGGAUGGCUGGCAAUCUUGCCCGACACAACAGCUGCACUCGGUGAAGUGGAAUGUGGAAGAGACGCGCGAAUUCAAUGUAUGCGGGUGUUUAAGUUGAGCCAAAAAUGAAAUAGGGUUUGCAAGGAUAAAACUGUCACUACAAUAAUCUUAGAAGGACAAAUUUAGCUAUGUAUUUUUGUAUCAGCAGUUUCUGCAGUCCAAAUCACUACAAAAUUUAUGGGA
Messenger RNA from Salvia splendens (bonfire salvia), 1740 nucleotides. Its product is annotated as tRNA N(3)-methylcytidine methyltransferase METTL6. The transcript is spliced from 10 exons. The record is from RefSeq and is a predicted model, not a curated record. NCBI's taxonomy places the organism in Eukaryota, Viridiplantae, Streptophyta, Magnoliopsida, Lamiales, Lamiaceae. Bases 1 to 702 code for a protein of 233 amino acids.